Molecule: messenger RNA, 4415 nt
Organism: Brienomyrus brachyistius
Lineage: Eukaryota; Metazoa; Chordata; Actinopteri; Osteoglossiformes; Mormyridae
Product: adhesion G protein-coupled receptor F5-like
Exons: 35
Coding region: 1-3939 (1312 amino acids)
Biological process (GO): cell surface receptor signaling pathway; G protein-coupled receptor signaling pathway
Cellular component (GO): membrane
Molecular function (GO): G protein-coupled receptor activity
Source: RefSeq, a predicted model, not a curated record
AUGGCCCUGGAUUCCAGUGCAACCAACAUUGAAUUGGACUAUGACAUUGAUAUUGAGGUGACCGUGUCAGAUAUCGCAGUGAUAAAUGAUCUGAAGAACCUUCUUGCAACAACACCAUUCCCAUAUCCACUCAGUAAUGCCAUUGAAAUAAUUGGAGUGAACUUAACAACAGUUUGCUACCCGAAUGGCCCUGGAUUCCAGUGCAAGUGUGAAGAACAGUUUGCCUGGUCGUACGACAGUUGUGUUGCAUACACCCCUUGUGAUGACAUCAUUCAAGGCACAUGCAGAUGCAUCAAUGGAAUACCGUCUGAUGGACAGUUUUGCGAAUUUUGCGAACCACAACCACGUUUUGUAACAAACAGUACCACACCAACAGCUACUACAACAGCUGGUUCUAUAGCAAGCAGCACCACGUCAACACCUAAUACAACAGCUGAUUUUGUAACAAGCAGCUUCACUUCAACACGUAAUACAACAAUUGGUUCUAUAGCAAGCAGCACCACUUCAACACCUAAUACAACAGCUGGUUCUGUAACAAGCAACUUCACUUCAACACCUAAUACAACAUCUGGUUCUGUAACAAGCAGCUUCACUUCAACACCUAAUACAACAUCUGGUUCUAUAGCAAGCAGCACCACGUCAACACCUAAUACAACAGCUGAUUUUGUAACAAGCAGCUUCACUUCAACACGUAAUACAACAAUUGGUUCUAUAGCAAGCAGCACCACUUCAACACCUAAUACAACAGCUGGUUCUAUAGCAAGCAGCAUCACUUCAGCACCUAAUACAACAGCUGGUUCUGUAACAAGCAGCACCACUUCAACACCUAAUACCACGGCUGGUUUUGCAACAAAUAGCACCACUUCAGCAGCUAAUAGAACGAUUGGUUCCAUAAGAAACAGCACCACUCCAGCAGCUAAAAGACCAACUGGUUCCAUAAGAAACAGCACCACUCCAGCAGCUAAAAGACCAACUGGUUCCAUAAGAAACAGCACCACUCCAGCAGCUAAAAGACCAACUGGUUCCAUAAGAAACAGCACCACUCCAGCAGCUAAAAGACCAACUGCUUCACCAAUAGCAACACCGAUUCCAACCACAUCAGCAUCUGUUUCUCCCGUGACCCCAAGUCCAAAUACCGAAUUUACACUGCUGAUGUCAUUUAAAAUUCUACUCACCUUUGACCAAGAUUUGGCUAAUUCAUCAAGCUCAAAAUUCAAAACAUUAAAAAAAGACAUAGAUGCAAUUCUCACAAAAAAUUACCAAAAUUUAAAUGGUUUUGUUGCAGUCUAUGUCCUUCGCUUCAGGAGUGGCAGUGUGAUUACAGACUUUGUACUGCAGACAAACAGUGUGAAUUCCAAUGAAAUUGCCACAUCGAACAGUAAGGUUGCAGUGGCUCUUCAGGCCCAGAAUUACAGUGUUGACCCAAGUUCCUUCAGUGGAGUUAUUGAAGGAAAUCAGCCUUUUAUUAAGAACUAUGAUAUUAUAUAUCCUGGUACCACUUUGCAGCUGACUUGUGUGGUUCCAGCAACUAUGCAAAUGGGAUCUGGGUCAUGGUCUGUGAAUGGUCUGCCGGUGUCAAACAAUGCAAAGUAUUCAAUCACCAAUUCACCUCCCACACUGACUAUUCAGGACAUGAGCAUUGAUGACGACGGAAUAUACAUGUUCACAAUGACUCAGUCAAUCUUCACAUUUACCCACAAGGAAUCCAUUUCAGUGACAGAUGUCAUUCCUCCCAUUAUUCAGCUGAACAUGUUAGCAACUAAUGUUCCAUGUGGAGCAAAUGAAAAUAUCCCACUGACCUGCUGUGUUACAUACUACCUACUUAAAAAUGUUACCGCAAAAUGGAUGGACGGUUCUGUCGAAAUACCCUCUGUACAGACCAUUACAAACAUGCUGUGUGUCAGUGUUGCAUACCCAGUACCAAAGCAGUGCGAUACAAAGCAACUGACAUGCCAAGUGAUGGUCAGGAAAGCAUCUACAACUCAAACAUUCACAGAUGAUGUAACAAUAAUGUUUUUCAGUGGAGCGCCUGCCUGUAAUGACAUAACAUACGGUGCUGGUAUGAAUGGAAAUACGUCUACGGUUCUUUGCCCAGCAAGUUUUACAGGAAACAGGACUGUAGUUUGUGAAAAUGGGAUUUGGAAUCUUCAGGAGGACAACUGUGUCUUCAGCCCAAUAGUGACACUAUCAUUGUUUUCUCAGAAUCUGAGUUCAACUAAUGUGUCGUCAUUUGUGAGUGACCUUAAGACAACCACUACCGAUUUUAAAUCAAACAUAACACAGUCAUCAGCCACCGUUUCCUCUAUUGUGAACAUACUUGGCAAUGUUGCAAAAGUUGCACAAAAUUUAAGCAAAACUUCAAUGCAGGAUGUUUUGGAAACAGUAUCAGUUUUGGUGUCACCCCAAACUGAGCAAUCGUGGGCAGGACUGAACAGUAACAACAGAACCCAAAGCACAAGCUCUGCUUUACUGGAGUCAAUAGAAAAUAUUACACACAGUCUAUCAAGCAAUUCCUUUACAAUAAUUACAGCAAACAUUCAGUUAAUCAAAACAACAUUAACCUUCCCUUUCAAUGAAGCCAUGAAUUCAUCUCAGAUAUUCAUCCCAAGUCAAGGUCUUCCCAACAACACGAGUAUCACAACAAUCGUCUUUACGACUCUUGAGUUUGUCUUACCUCCUAGGACCACUGAAAACAGUACGAACAACUCUAUCAAUGGAGUUGUCAUGUUAGCCUAUAUAAACGAAACCAUUAAUAAUGUUUCAAUGACAUUUGAUAAAACAAACAAAACAAAGGGAAACAACCAGUGUAUGUUUUGGAACUUCAAAGUUUUUAAUGGCUCCGGAGGCUGGGACUCAACUGGAUGUCAACUGCAAUCUGAAACGAAUGACAGUGUCACCUGUUCCUGUAACCACCUGACUUCCUUUUCGAUAUUAAUGUCACCUUUCGUACCUGAAUCCAUUGAGGUUGCUCUGAAUUACAUCACUUACAUUGGAGUCAGCAUAUCAAUGGGAUCCCUGGUCUUAUGCCUUAUAAUUGAAGCAUUUGUGUGGAGUGUUGUCACUAAGAACAGCACGUCACACAUGCGACACGUCACUAUAGUGAACAUUGCUCUGUCUCUGCUGAUUGCUAACAUAUGGUUCAUCAUUGGAGCAGCUGUGUCAAAUGUAGGCCAGUCCACACCGAAGAAUGCAUGCAGUGCUGCAACCUUCUUCAUUCACCUCUUUUAUCUUGCCUUGUUCUUCUGGAUGCUGAUCUCGGCCCUCUUCCUCUUCUACCGUACCAUGAUGGUUUUCUCCCACAUGUCAAAGCGCACUAUGAUGGCCAUUUCCUUCACAGUGGGCUACGGGGCACCACUCAUCAUUGCCAUAAUCACCAUUGCAGUCACUGCCCCCAAAAAUGGCUACUUCAGGCAAGAUGAUGCAUGUUGGUUGAACUGGUACCAGACUAAAGCCCUCCUGGCAUUUGUGAUUCCAGCCUUGACCAUCGUCGCUGUGAACCUGCUCAUUCUAAUCGUGAUUCUGGUUAAAGUACUGAUGAGGGGUGUUGGUGAGACCCGUCAGUCUGAGGAGAAGAAUGCUCUGGUGGUCAUCGCAAGGUGUGUCGCUGUUUUGACUCCCAUCUUUGGCAUCACCUGGGGACUUGGCAUAGGGACCAUGGUGGCACCUGCAAAUCCUGGAGUCCACAUUACAUUUGCGAUCUUGAAUUCACUUCAGGGGUUCUUCAUUUUAGUAUUUGGGACUCUUUUAGACAGCAAAGUUCGAUCAGCAGUUGUGGGAAGAUUUUCAUUUUUGCCUUCAUUAUCUAGCCGAACAAGAAGCACAAGUGCUGGUCCAACUUUGUCCUCAUUGGCUGAACGUUUUAGGCGAAGGAGACAAAAUGGUUAUGCCUCAGAUUCUUCAACAAGUCUGAGGGCGUCUGAGGCAUUUAUGAGCGCUUAGCUGCCUGGCUUGUCAAUUGAUGGUGUGAAUAUUUCUCAGAAAUAAAAACAGCUAAAUGGUUUUACAAAAAAUAAUAGAUAAUAGGUAAAAAAAAAAAUAAUAACAUUUAACAUAUAACAUAAAAGGAUUUUUUGAUUUUUUUUCCCUACCAGCUUUUAAUUAAAUAGGAUUUUAUAUGGGUUUUGGUUUUUAUUACUUGCAAGUCAGUUACAAAUUUCUCUUUUCUGUGAACACAAACAUUAUUCAAUCACUUAUUUUUUAGCAGCGAUGUUAUUCUGCAUAGAUUUUUUAAAUGGCAAAAAAAAAACGGUUUGAUGAAGUACAAUGAAAUAUGUAUAAUUCUGCCUUGUUCAUCUCAUUGCGGUCAUUAUUCAGCAUAUUUUAAUAGUGCAAUAUAAUUUCAAUAAUAUAAGCAAUUUUCUUUUUCAUAUUUUUCCCUGUGUAACAUUAUGCAUAAUAAAAUUAUUACCAUUCAA